AUCUGCGGAACACGGAAGUGACAGGCAGACGCGGUUGAAACUUUUAUAGUUCAGUCAUUUACAUGAGAUAUUAUUACAACGAAGUCAUGAAGUUACGACAACCACUUAGCUAAGCCUCAUAUCCGCCAUGUUUAUCUUUCUUUUACCGUUAAAUACAACCAAACAGACGUCCUCGUGUACUUUGUGACAAACUAGUUCAUAACUAAGAAACUUGACGAUGGAUAGAACACCGUUAGCUUAUUCGCUUAUAAUAGCCGCGAUUCUCGUAAGCUUUCCUGUGGUGUUAGCGGCUCAGCAGCCCAACAUCGUGGUUAUCCUGGCAGAUGACUUCGGUUGGCAUGAUGUCGGCUACCACAGCUCGGAGAUCAGCACCCCGAACCUGGACAAGCUGUCAGCAGCAGGAGUCCGCCUGGAGAACUACUAUGUUCAGCCUCUGUGUACCCCCUCCAGGAACCAGCUGAUGACCGGGAGAUACCAGAUCCACACGGGCAUGCAGCAUCAGAUCAUCUGGCCCUGUCAGCCCUACUGUGUGCCUCUGGAUGAGAAAAUGCUGCCCCAGCUGAUGAAGGAGGCGGGGUACGCCACGCACAUGGUGGGCAAGUGGCACCUGGGCAUGUACAAGAAGGACUGCCUGCCCACACGCCGCGGCUUUGACACAUACUUUGGCUACCUGACGGGCAGCGAGGAUUACUUCACUCAUGUCCGCUGUGUUCCCGUCCCCGCUCUGGAGCUGACUCGCUGUGCGUUGGACCUGCGGGAAGGAGAAGAGGUCGCCGUCGGAUACAAAGGAGUCUAUUCCACUGAGCUGCUCACCCAGAGGGCCACCAGCAUCAUUGGAAAACACAACUCUAACAAGCCGCUCUUCCUCUACGUGGCGUUGCAGGCAGUCCAUGCACCCCUGCAGGUGCCCCAGCGCUACGUGGCCCCCUACAGUUUCAUCAAAGACCCCAAUCGCAGGCUGUAUGCCGGCAUGGUGUCGGCCAUGGACGAGGCAGUGGGCAACAUCACUCUGGCUUUGCAGCAGGGAGGGCUUUGGGACAACACGAUCCUGGUGUUCUCAACAGACAACGGAGGUCAGACGCUGACCGGUGGCAGCAACUGGCCACUGCGAGGGAGGAAGUGGUCGCUGUGGGAAGGCGGGAUCCGCGGAGUCGCAUUCGUCGCCAGCCCGCUACUGAAGCAACCCGGGACCGUCAGCCGCGAACUCAUCCACGUCUCCGAUUGGCUGCCGACACUUGUCGGCCUGGCAGGAGGGAGCACCAACGGUUCAAAGCCGCUGGACGGAUUCAACGUGUGGAACACAAUCAGCAAAGGGUUUGCCUCACCCAGACUGGAGCUGCUGCACAACAUUGACCCUCUGUAUGUUGACAUCGCUCCAUGUCCUGGCACCAAGCGUCAGUUAACUUUGGAUCAGGUGGUCAGCGGAGCCUCCCGGGCCAACUCUGGCUUCAAUGUGUCCAUUCACGCCGCCAUUCGAUCCUCAAACUGGAAGCUGCUGACUGGCUACCCAGGCUGUGACGUUUGGUUCCCGCGGCCCGGCCACAACAGCUCCGAGUCGAGCCGCUCCAGGGUGGAUCCACUGAAGUCCGUGAUGCUGUUUGACAUAGAAAAAGAUCCAGAGGAGAGGAAUGAACUAUCCGCUCAGUUCCCCACAGUAGUAGACUACCUCCUCCGUAGGCUUCAGCAAUACCAGAAGGGGGCCGUGCCGAUAAACUUCCCCAGUGAUGACCCCAGAUGUGACCCAGGCCCCACUGGAGCCUGGGGACCCUGGGCUUAGAUGGCAAUGACGAUGAGGAUGAGGAUUUAUAGAUUUUAUUUUUUAUGACCAACUAGAUUCUUUACAUUUUCAUCAACCAGCGGAGAAACUUAACAGUCGUUAAUUGACUGACAGAUGCUGCCGUUGUUAUUGAUCUCUGUGUCCCUGCUCUGCUUUCGGAGGUUUAGUUAAGGCGAUUGAGUAAAUGCUGUCAGCUACACAUGUUGCUGAUUUGUAAAGACUAUACCUCCCUGCAGUUUCAGGUAUUUGCACUUCAUUUGUCUACCAGUGAGAAGCCGCAAAGCUGUCAAACAAAAAAAAUGGCUGUUUUUAAACCUGAGAGAAAUAUUUCAAUACCAAGCAAACGAUGGUGUCUUUUUGGAGCUUUUUCAAUGAUUGUACAGGAGAGAGCAAAAUGUUAGAGGUUACCUUUUUAAACAUGUGACCAUCGCCAGGACAAGAUUUCUGUAGGGAACUAUAUGUCACCAAAUCACAGAGUAAUGUGCAAGAUAAUGAGGCCACACGUGGAGAGCAAAAACAAAGCUAAAAGGAGAGCGAAUAUUGGAGUUACGUUUGUAAAGUUGCCAGAAACGCGACUGCAAAUGAAUGCUAAUGGUGCUCCAUAUCUGCUGGAUGUGCAAAUAAGCAACCGUUUGCUAACAAGACCUUUUUAUAAGGUGAUAAUAGGUCAAUGUUGUGAUGUGCGCAUUGCCCCUAUAUAGCCAAAAUGUUAUAUUUCAAGUUUAAAAGCCUUUAAAUUAAGUGUGCUCUACUUUGUUUUUGCAAAGUGCCUACUGGCAGAGGCUUAAGAUGUGUUAUCUAAUUUAUUUCUUUUUUUUGGUUCUGGAACACAAAAAAAUAGCAUAAUAAAGUGGCCAAAAUGCUGUGAAACUGUUUCCGGAUGCUAA
Molecule: messenger RNA, 2664 nt
Organism: Perca fluviatilis (European perch)
Lineage: Eukaryota; Metazoa; Chordata; Actinopteri; Perciformes; Percidae
Gene: arsb
Product: arylsulfatase B
Exons: 8
Coding region: 218-1777 (519 amino acids)
Source: RefSeq, a predicted model, not a curated record